Molecule: messenger RNA, 761 nt
Organism: Dimorphilus gyrociliatus
Lineage: Eukaryota; Metazoa; Annelida; Polychaeta; Dinophilidae
Source: the annotation of a GenBank genome assembly
CUGGAAGCUUUUUGGACCAGCGGCAAAAAAUAAAAAGUGCGGGAAUUGUUUGGAAUUAACUUGUUAGCUUUAAAGUGAUAACUAAAUACUCUCAAGUAAAUAUGGAAGACGAGGAAGAUAAUAUUUUUUCUGGGAGUGAUGAUGAAGAAGCUAUGACAGCAGGGGAAGUCCUUCAAAAAUUGGAAGAGGCAUGGAUGAAUGAAGCACUAAGUCCAGAAUUAUUGAUGAACAAGAGCGAUAUUAUUGACUGUAUGAUGGAGCAAAUUAAUGAGAUGGAGAAUAAUAUUCAACGGGUAAAAACAAAUGAUUUAAAAAUUUAUAUUCAUAAAAUGGAAUUGGAAAGAAUACGAUACCUUCUUACCAGCUACUUACGUAUCAGAAUUAAAAAGAUAGAAAAAUAUGCGACUGCUAUCAUGAUGGAAGAUGGGAAGAGAGAUCCAGAUGAUGCAAAAUUAACAGACUCUGAACUACAAUUUGCUAGAGAAAGAGAAAAGAAUUUAUUAGAACUUUUCCAGAAUCUUGUCCUCCAACAUAUGCCUCCUAACAUGCAAAGUUUAGAAAAAGACAAGAUCUGUUCCAAGCCAAAUUUGGACGAAUAUGUAUUUUUCAGAGUAAACCAAGAUGUAGAAGGUGUCCUCGUGGAAGAAGAAACCGUUGACAACAGAGAAGAAGUAAUCGACUUGAAAAAAGGAGAACAACAUAUAAUGAGAUACAAAAUCAUUAGACCUCUGGCGGAGACAGGAGCAGUGUCGUUAAUAUGA